UAUAAUUAUUCGAAAAAUAUAAAAGUUAGUAUUUUAGUUCUUUUCUAUGCAGGAAAUAUGGGUGUUUGUUUAAGCAGCCGAGACAAAGAUGGUGGUGAUGAAAAUUCAGAAAAUAGAUUUUGGGUAGUAAAUAUUAAUGAUGAUGGCAAAAAAAUCUGUCCUGGUGUCAUGGAGCUUACGGGGACCAGUUUAAUUUUUCAUCUUAAGAGAGGCGGCUUUGUGAAGUGGCCCUACAUCAGUUUGGUGAAGUACGGCUGUGAUUCAAAUAUCUUCUCCUUUGUCUGUGGGACUCGCUGUCAAACAGGAGAAGGUAUAUUUGCCUUUAAGUGCAACCGUGCAGAAGAAUUAUUCAGUUUGUUGCAGUGCUGCAUGCAGAAUAACAGAAUAAGUGUGAUCUCAGACACAGACUAUGACACUCCUACAGGUUCAUCCACACUCCAAAGGCUGCCUUAUCAAUAUGAUAGAUAUCCCUCUUUCCCAGAAGCCUUGUCUGUUUUGUCCUCUCUUCAGCGUUCUGAACCAAUUGGGGGAGAGGGGUUCCCUGAGGCAGCUCCCUUCCUUGCUGAAGAACAAAUUCAAAAUGUCCCAGUACUUACAGAAGAUCGAAUGAGACCAAGGAGUCACUUACUUCUGACAAAAAAGCCAUCCUCUGGUUGUUCUAGCCAAGUUUCAGGUAACAGUUAUUUUGAGAUGGAAGAGCCUACGUUAUGGGCUGAUCACCAAGUAUCAAAAUCUUAUCAAAGGUCAAACUUUAUAUAUCGAAAUCCGUGUGAUAAGGAAGAACUGGAGCUACGAGGAAGCUUUUAUGGAAAGGGAGAUUUUGGCUUGUGUGAUACUGGUUAUGACAGCGAUGAACGCAGAGAUUCGUGCCUCAGAAGCUUGGGGUAUGAGAAUAUCGCUGCUCUUCCUAAUGAAUCUUUACGGUCACGAAGCUUGGUGGUUUCAGUCAGCAGCUCGGGCUCUCAGACGGUGAAUCUUGUCCCAUCAAAGGCCCUAAUAACUGGCACUGAAAGUCAACCAUCAACUCCGUCUGUCUUUGAAGAGAAGUAUAUUUUAGAACCGAAGACGCAGCCCUGCAUGAAUGAUACCAACGGUUCGAGGAACCAGUUACUUAACAGACUCUCUCUUGGGAGAGAUUCUUUAACUCGAUCAGAUUGCACAGUUACGUAUUUUAAUUUUGAUAUCAGACAACCGCACCAAGAAUCUACAAAACUUAACUACAUCCAAGUGGAGAUGGAAAGUGGUUGUGAUUCUGACAGUCCCCGGACUCCACAAAGUGACAUCUCGGUCCCACUUGUCACGGGUCAACCCUCGGAGUUCUAUACUGAACUGGACCUAGAGAAAACUGCUGCCUUGUCACGAAUACACAAAUGUAUAGCAGCAGAUGACGGCACGCGAAAGACGCGGCAUAACAGCAAACAUUUCCCAGCUUGAUCAGAGAUUUUUAUUUUUACACACAGUAGGAAAGCAUUUUAUUCCUGAAGUGUAACUUGCUAUCUGUGUUUGCUGUUACACCUAGAAAAAAAAGGAUUUUUUUUUUUCAUUAAAAGCACUAAUUUCA
Messenger RNA from Bombina bombina (fire-bellied toad), 1561 nucleotides. Its product is annotated as fibroblast growth factor receptor substrate 2. The transcript has 6 exons. The record is from RefSeq and is a predicted model, not a curated record. Gene Ontology annotation, biological process: cell surface receptor protein tyrosine kinase signaling pathway. NCBI's taxonomy places the organism in Eukaryota, Metazoa, Chordata, Amphibia, Anura, Bombinatoridae. Bases 58 to 1434 code for a protein of 458 amino acids. Gene Ontology annotation, cellular component: cell-cell junction; cytoplasm.